AUGUCUAAUGCAAAAGAAAGAAAACAUGCUAAGAAAAUGAGAAACCAGCCUACUAAUGUGACUUUGUCCUCUGGCUUUUUGGCUGAGAGAGGCGCGAAGCAUCAGAUUGGAGGUGGGAAACUGUCCCAAGCUGAAAUGCAAGAACCUCACUCUGGAACUGGACGACUGUGGCAAGCCAAAAUGACCUCCCACUCACUGUCUGAGCCUGACGGGAACGAGCUGUGUUCUUCCAAAGUCAUGUUGAAGAAGAAGGGAGGCUGGAAAGCCGGUCCUGAGGGCACCUCUCAGGAGAUCCCCAAGUACAUAACCGCUUCUACUUUUGCCCAGGCACGGGCUGCUGAAAUCAGUGCUAUGCUAAAAGCCGUGACCCAGAAAUCUUCUAAUUCGCUGGUCUUCCAGACCCUACCCCGGCACAUGAGACGGAGAGCCAUGAGCCACAAUGUCCGCCGCCUUCCUCGACGGUUACAGGAGAUGGCGCAGAAAGAGGCGGAGAAAGCUGUACAUCAGAAAAAAGAACACUCGAAAACCAAAUGCCACAAAGCGCGAAGAUGUCACAUAAACCGGGUGCUGGAAUUUAACCGUAGACAAAAGAAGAACAGGUGGUUGGAGACUCACAUCUGGCACGCCAAGCGGUUUCACAUGGUCAAGAAGUGGGGCUACUGCCUGGGCGACAGGCCGACGGGGAAGAGCCACAGGGCCUGCUACCGGGCCAUGACGAGCCGCUGUCUCCUGCAGGAUUUAUCCUACUACUGUUGUUUGGAGUUGAAGGGCAAAGAGGAAGAAAUUCUAAAGGCGCUUUCUCAAAUGUGUAGCGUGGACACAGGACUCACCUUUGCAGCAGUUCACUGCUUAUCCGGAAAGCGCCAGGGAAGCCUCCUGCUUUACCGGGCAAAUAAAUAUCCCAGACAGGUGCUUGGGCCUGCUACAUUCAUUUGGAAAUCAGAGAUGAGCCCCGGUGACCUUGCCACGUGUCGGCAGUUGUGGAUCUGGCUUCAUCCAUCUCUGAAACAGGAUAUCUUAGAGGAGAUAAAAACGGUGUGCCAGUGUGUAGAACCCAGGCUUGCUGUGGACGUUCCCAGCCUGCUCUCAACACCAUCUCAGGAGAAGAACCAAACUCAACUGUCCAAGGAGAGAAAUGGAAAGAAAAGAAAAAGACGAGAUGAUGGGGAGAUGGCUGGACCAAUUAAAAAAGUGGCUGGUGAUGGAACCAGAGCCCCCCACCAGCCGCGCUCCUGGGUCUCCCCCGCCACAGGCAUUCUGGUGAGCGACUUGACGAUGGAGAUGAACAGGUUCCGGCUGAUUGGUCCACUUUCCCAUGCCGUGCUGACCGAGGCCCUGAAGGCUGCUGCUGUUCACACUGAGGAAGAGGGCACAGGGGAGACGCCCCACCGCUGGUGGAUGGAGGCCUGUAAGAACCCUGAUAGCCUGUCCCUGCAUCGCAGACAAGAAGCGAUUUUUGAAUUAUUGGGAGGAGUAUCAUCACCAGCGGAAAUUCCAGCAGGUACCAUUCUGGGAUUGACGAUUGGGGAUCCUCGAAUAACUAUGCCUCAGAAGAGGACCAAAGCUUUAUCCAGUCCAGAAAAUUGCCAAGGUAAAGUUCUUGAUGUUCAUUGUGAGGAAGGGAUCUGCACCCGCAGCUGGUCUUGUGCUCAGUGGAAGCCUCUGUCUGACCAUACAGAUGAUCCAGAUAAUGAGAAAGUUAGACAGCUGCUCCUGGAGGGUGUGCCUGUGGAGUGUACGCAUAGCUUUAUCUGGGACCAAGAUAUCUGUAAGAGUGUCACAGAGAAUAAAAUCUCGGAUCAGGAUCUAAACCGGAUGAGAAGUGAAUUGCUGGUGCCUGGGUCACAGCUGGUUUUAGGUCCCUGGGAAUCCAAGAUCCCUAUACUGUUGAUACAGCAGCCAGGAAAAGUGACUGGUGAAGACCGGCUGGGCUGGGGAAGCGGCUGGGAUGUCCUGUCCCCCAAGGGCUGGGGCAUGGCUUUCUGGAUCCCAUUCAUCUACCGAGGUGCAAGAGUUGGAGGAUUGAAAGAGGCUGCAGUCCAUUGUCAGUACCAAAGGGCGCCCGCCAUCCCCGGUGACUACCCAGACUCCCCUGCUGGGGUCCUCUUUGCUGAAGAGCAAGCCAAGAAUCUUCUGGAGAAGUACAAAAGACGCCCUCCUGCCAAACGGCCCAACUACGUUAAGCUGGGUACCCUGGCCCCUUUCUGCUGUCCCUGGGAACAGCUGGCUCGAGACUGGGAGUCAAGAAUCUGCACUCAGGAUGAAUCGUGGAUCAGUUGGUCUCCAGAUGGCCAGGAGAGCACCUCACUGGGCCGUGAUGUGGUGUGUGCUGCUGCCGAGUCUGAGCGAGCUUCUCCACCACCUGGGGUGCCGGAGGAAAUGAUGCUGACAGAGUGUCAGGCCCACUCGGGGCCCAGGAGGACCGGGGACCCUGCUCUCAGUGCGGUCUGCAUCGCUGCCUCUGGCACUCAGCUUUGUGUCCUUAGGAGUAGAAAAUUACUAAAGCAGCUCUCGGCCUGGUGCAGGCCCGGUUCUGAGGACGGCCGGGCAUCCCAGCGGGCUCAUGGGAGAUGCCAGGAGAAGCUGACAAGGGAGGCCUGCCUGUCCAUUUUGGCCCGUUUCCCCAGGGCCUUGGUGUGGGUGAGCUUGGCCCUGCUCCGGAAGGGCAGCCCUGAGCCACACAGCAUGGUCUGUGUCCCAGCUCGGGAGGAUUUGCUGCAGCUCCAUCAGGAUCGCCACUACUGCGGGCCCCAGGAACCCAAGCACAGCGACCCGUUCAGAAGCAAGAACCUGAAGCGUCAACAGAGGAAGCACGGGGGACAGGCCACGGCCGUGGACCUGGCUGCAGGGGAGCCUGUGACCGAGCCGAAAGCCCCAACCCGGGGGUUGUGGUCAGGCCCUCUCCCAGCAGUGACUGCACACUGCUCCAGGCCUCUCUUGGGCUUUGUCACGCAGGGAGAUUUCUCCAUGGCCGUGGGCUGUGGGGAGGCCCUGGGGUUCAUCAGCUUGACGGGCUUGUUGCACAUGCUGACCUGCCAGCCGGCAGCCCAGCGGGGCCUGGUGCUGUUGAGGCCCCCCGCCUCCCCGCAGUACCGGUUUGCACACAUUGCCAUUGAGGUCUGAAGGUGGGGUCCCAGGCCAGCAAGGAGUAGAUGGUAACUUUGGCUAAGUCCCAUUGGAGAUUCCAGCUUUCUCCAUCCUCUGUUUGGGGGAAAGAAAUCAUGUGAAGUGUCUUGGAAACAUGACUUAAAUUGAUGUAUUAUGCAAAGGACAAAACGCUUAGUCAGUCCCAGUAAUCUCAUGGGUGUGCAGCUCUGCUUGUCUUUGUUCACAUGCUGUGGAGUUACUGGGCAUGCUUGACCAAAAGCCCUUGUGUUCUCAUUUCUUCAUCUGUGUGAUCCUCAUGGAAAGUCACUAGCACCCUGUCUUUCUUGGUCUCCUUUGAUUUGUUAGGAACAAAGGGCUGUCGGUCUUUUCAAAAAACCUUGUUGGUCAUGUGAUCCGCAGUAGUAACUGUUUAAGGAUUGGAUUGUUCCAGAACAGGAGACUGUAGUCAUCAGGAGUGUGCCCACAUGCUGUGGGCCACGCUCCGUCCUCUCCUGCAGUGGGCAGGCUCAGAACCUUUGUCCAGUUCCCAGGUAGGCUUACUCAUGGUGCAAGUGGGACCCUUCAACCUUCUAACAUUGACAAACAUAUAAUCCUAGGAUUUCCCCAGUUGUUCAAACUGCUACAUUAAUAUUGAUUUUUUUGGGGUGGGGGGGAGAGCUAAGUUCAACAAAGCUAAACAUUUGCUUCUGAAAGGACUUCUGGAACCUUCUAUGUAAUCAUGUGCAUUAUAGAUAAUGGUGCACACUGUUUUCUAAAUCAUCUUGGUCGCCGCAGAGGAUCUCGGCGUUGGUUGUCAGGAGCCCGUAGUGGGCAGUGUGGCUGUGCAGCCCCAUGGCUACCUCCUCAAGGCGACAACCAGAACCACCAGCUGCUUUUCAGCACCAGUGCAAUCCCAUUGGCCACUGGGAGCCUGAGCAGGAUAUAAAAGAGGGCUCCUCCUGUUACUUGGGAGUAAGUGGGCUUGUUGGUUCCCCUCCCCCUGUGGUAAAUUCAGUGGCUCUUCAACUUUCUGUGGCCACAUACAAAGGUACUUCAAGCUAUUCACAGGGAAAUGAAAUUAAAAGAAGUUCA
Ochotona curzoniae (black-lipped pika) is the source of this 4179-nucleotide messenger RNA. RefSeq names its product POP1 homolog, ribonuclease P/MRP subunit (gene POP1). Gene Ontology annotation, cellular component: nucleolar ribonuclease P complex; ribonuclease MRP complex. The record is from RefSeq and is a predicted model, not a curated record. The transcript has 16 exons. The coding region runs from base 1 to 3123 and encodes 1040 amino acids. Gene Ontology annotation, biological process: tRNA 5'-leader removal. Lineage: Eukaryota; Metazoa; Chordata; Mammalia; Lagomorpha; Ochotonidae.